Molecule: messenger RNA, 1200 nt
Organism: Nannospalax galili (Upper Galilee mountains blind mole rat)
Lineage: Eukaryota; Metazoa; Chordata; Mammalia; Rodentia; Spalacidae
Gene: Ctxn1
Product: cortexin 1
Exons: 2
Coding region: 203-451 (82 amino acids)
Source: RefSeq, a predicted model, not a curated record
CAGCGGCGGGUCUGGCGCGCGGCUUUCCUGCCUUGGUGUUCUCCGCUCCAGGGGCGGGUGGGGUGGGCUGAGCAGGGAGCCGCUGCUGCUACCCUGGAGAGACCGAGGACAGAGCCAGCACACGAGUCUUGGGAAACAACGGUGCCGCCCGGCGGCCGGUCCGGUUCAGGUCAAGGCCAAGGGGCGCGCGGCGAUGUGAGCCAUGAGUGGGACGUGGACACUGUCACCGGAGCCGCCGCCACCGUCGACGGGGCCCCCAGUGGGCACGGGCCUAGACGUCGAGCAGCGCACGGUGUUCGCCUUCGUGCUCUGCCUGCUCGUGGUGUUGGUACUGUUGAUGGUGCGCUGCGUGCGCAUACUGCUCGACCCCUACAGCCGCAUGCCCGCCUCAUCUUGGACCGACCACAAGGAGGCGCUCGAACGUGGGCAGUUCGACUAUGCGUUGGUGUGAAGGGGCACGGUGUCCCGUGCGGGUCCUCCAAGAGAUUUUGCCAAGGGCCGGCCCAGUGAAAGGGUGCCACCAGCCUGGACUGCGCUCUGGAUUGUGCCCCAGACCCCUUAGCCCGGGGUUGAGGGCAUUGGGAGAAGCCCAGCCCUUCCCUCCUUAGGCCUUGCCCAUCUCCCCUCCUGGCCUGGCCAGAGCCCCACCUCGUGCCUUUAUCUGCCCUGUCCCCUCCUCUCUGCACACUCUUUCUCCUGUCUAGUAAAUCUGAAUCCCAAGCGGAAGAAGCAUACAACCCCACACCAACCUCAGCUUUCCCCAGUGUGUGAGUGGCUCUGCUAGUGUCCUGCUACUAGGCAUGAGUGUUACCGUCCUUUCCUGGGAGUGUGGACCCCUUGCUCCUUUCGCCAUCUUCUGAUCAUCCCAAUUUCAACGGGCUCCUUGAGCUCCAGCCCCGGGAGCCAAGCUCUCUUCAGCUCACAGUGGGCGCUUCAUACCAACAAUGCAUGGUACAGCCUGCCCCAGAGACAGACCCAGAAACCUCACCAUGGUUGCUGCUUUAUCGAGGAUGUGUGGAGGAAAACAAGCAGGGUCAUCCCCUCCCCAGCCCGGGCCCCAGCACAGGUCAGCAUGCUCACCCUCCCCACCUCUCCUGGCUCCCCUGUCACACACACCUCUCCCAUACCUUCUUGUUCCUCCCUGCCUUUGAGCAUGGAGAUGAUAAUAAAAGCUAUUAUUGAGUGCUUACUGCAUGCCAA